CGGAGAGAAGGCGUGGUCACCUAGCUGCAGAGAUUGUUCGAGGGUAGAGCGAGGACUGCUAUCAUAGAUAUCAUCAUCAAAAUGAGUCGCUUUAGAAGCUGGAGAGCAAAGCAUAAAAAUAAGAUGCUUAAAGUUCCUUUGGAAUUUGAAUCAGAGGAAGAAAUGGACAGAGACCGCUGCGCAAGCGAGCCUCCGACACCAUCAUCACCUCCAAUUGUUGCUACCUCAGGCUCCGCUGAACAUAUUACUGGGGAAAACUAUAUGAUCCAUUUGAAACUUAUCUCUGGACAUAAUCUUGCUGUCAGGGACGUGACAGGAACAAGUGACCCUUAUGUUAAGCUCAAGCAUGGGAGAUACAAAGCUCGUAGCUCUGUAAUCUAUCGUAACCUCAAUCCUCAUUGGAUGGAAAAGUUCAUCUUUCAAACCAAAGAUCUGUCACUCCCUUUAAAUGUCAAAGUCUAUGACCAUGACAUUGUGUCUAGUGAUGAUUUCAUGGGCCAAGGGACUAUACAUUUGAACAAAUAUGAACAUAAUAAAGUGGAAGUGAUUACAUUAUCAUUAACUGAUCCAGUGGCUCCCGCUGAACAACUAGGUUAUUUACAGUUGGAAAUUAAAGUAUUAAACAUGACGUAUCAUGAGCAGCAUGCUUAUGAGCAACAAAAACUCCAGCAGUCUAAAAAAAAAAUUCAGUGUUGGAAUAGUAUAUUAACUGUGACUGUACUUGGUGCCACUGACUUGCCAGCUAUGGAUAGCAAUGGUUUUAGUGAUCCAUACUGUAAGUUUAAACUUGGUUCUCAAAAAUACAAAACCAAGGUUCAGCCUAAAACCCUUAAUCCGGAAUGGAAGGAAAAGUUUGACAUGAAGCUUUAUGAUGAUCAAUCGAAGCAAAGCUUAUUUAUUGAAGUAUGGGAUAGAGAUUUUCCAGCAGCUGAUGAUUUUAUUGGAGAGUGUUUAGUUGAGCUCUGUGAUUAUGAGCCAGAUGUUCAGCAUGAUUUGAGAUUACCUAUAGGAGAAUCAUCAGGAACGCUUCAUUUACUUCUUGUCAUCUCAGGAUUAUCUUGUAAAGAAGAAAGUGAUGUUUUGUCAGGGAAUCUGAUGAAGCAAGCCAAAAUUGAUUUUCAACUACAAAAUAUUGUGAAACUGUUGUCUGCAAAGGAAAUUGGUCUCCUUCACAUAACAAUUGAAAGAGGAGCUGAUCUUUGUAGCUAUAAUGAGAGAGACAUACGAUCAUUUGUAACUAUUGAAGUAGGGAAUGCUCAGUUAAGAACUCAUGCAGUUUCGUAUACAGCUGAUCCUAUUUGGAACAAAACAUUCUCAUUUCCUAUUAAAGAUAUUCAUGACAUAGUUCACAUUGAAGUAAUAAAUGAGAGAAAAGGCAAGGAAGAAUGGCUGGGCCAGCUAAUGAUACCACUACUCAAGUUGCAAGUUGGACAUAGCAAAACGUAUGUUUUGAAAGGAAAAUCUUGCUUGAAUCGAGCUCAUGGCACUAUCACUAUUAAUUGUGAUCUAGUAUACAACAUUGUUUGUGCUGGAUUGCAAACUUUUAAACCAAAAGAAGUACCAGUACUUGAAGAAGAGCCAAAAUUUCAGAGGAAGUUACUAUUAAGAAAUAUUCAUAAGGUCAUUGAAUUGAUUCACCCAGUUGUUCAGGUUCAUCAUUAUAUUCAAGAGUUGCUAUCAUGGCAGAAUCCAGUUCAGAGCUUAAUGGCUUUAAUGGUGUUUACUAUGGCAUGCUUAGUGGCCGAAAUUUGGAUCAUAUUCUUACUCCUUGCUGUUGUUUUUAUAAUGUACUAUGUUAAAGUCUAUAUCAAGCAUGAAAGCUCUUACUUUAAAGAGUCGUAUCAAAGAGUACAAGUAGAUGAUAAUUCAGAGAAUGAAUCUGACUUUUCUGAUUUAGAAGAUUAUUCUCAUACUAAAGAUCCAUCAGAGCAUGUAAAUUGGCGUCAACGUUUCCGGCAGUUUCAGGAUAUAUUGUUAACAUUACAGAUUAUGUCUGGUUAUGUAGUAGAUUUAUCCGAAAGAGUAAAAAAUUUGUUUCAUUGGACUGUGCCUUUUUUAUGCUGGAUGGCAAUAUUGAUUUGUUUUUUGGCAAUGGUUUUGACUUACUUUGUACCACUCCGUUACAUUAUACUUAUUUGGGGUUUGUACAAAAUGACUAAGAGACUGUGGAAGCAAAGACAAAUACCUAAUAAUGAAAUAUUAGAUUUUUUGUCGAGAGCACCCACUGAUCUUGAACUGUUGCAAUGGAAAGAAUUAGCAAGAAAGAACACUUAGGUGUGAAAGUCUGACUGUUAAUUUAUUGUGUAUGGUAAACAUGUGUAUAGCAAUUAGUUGUGACAUAACACUUAAAAUUA
Molecule: messenger RNA, 2354 nt
Organism: Amphimedon queenslandica
Lineage: Eukaryota; Metazoa; Porifera; Demospongiae; Haplosclerida; Niphatidae
Product: multiple C2 and transmembrane domain-containing protein 1-like
Exons: 20
Coding region: 82-2274 (730 amino acids)
Cellular component (GO): membrane
Molecular function (GO): calcium ion binding
Source: RefSeq, a predicted model, not a curated record